AUGGACGUUCCAGUGACUAACGAUGAAAUUAACCAUACCGCAAAUUGUGGAUUUCAACUGAAAAAAUUAUUCGUCGACCUCAGCGGCAGCAAAAUAUCCAGUCCAGAGUAUUUACUGUCCGGUUUGGAAAAAAGCAGGAUGAGUUGUACUGGAAGAACAUGCUCGGAUAUAUGCUCCAGUGGAAGACCGGCGACAAAUUGGCAGAAAUAUUGCUACGGAAUCGGUUUACUCGGGUCACUAUACAUCAUACUUUUGGUCAUACACCAAGGUGAGAUCAUACGCAAUCUAAGCAAACGCGUUGAAUACAUAAAGCAAGACGUAGACAACAACGUCGGCAGCGACACGAGAUUGCUAAGCCUCGAAGCCUCCCUAUGGAACAUGAAGCGAAACCAGGAAUCGAUGGAAACGAGUUUGAAAGACCUGGUGGACAACCAGCUGGCCAUAUACAGCGCAGACAAAACCGGAAGGACCGACUACGCCAUGGAGUCUUUAGGUGGUCGUAUAAUAUCUACAAUCCCUCACACCGAGAACGUAGAUUUCGCCAAAACCUUCUUCGGCAUAACGCUGUGCGAGGGCACCAACGGCCCCAAGGCCAUGCUGCGGCCCGACAUGACGCCGGGCCAUUGCUGGGCGUUCAAGGGCCACUCGGGCGGCGCCCUUAUUCAGCUCAUCGGCAGCGUCAGGAUCGACGCCGUGGCGCUCGAGCACAUAUCCGAGCGGGUUUCCCCGUCGGGCGAGGUCUCCUCCGCGCCCAAGGACUUCGCCGUGGCCGGCCUGAAGAGCCCGGCCGGCCCGGCGAAGGAAUUGGGGCGAUUCAUGUACAACGUAUUCGAGCAGCAGCUGCAAACUUUUGGGGUGAACAACGAGGAGUAUUACGAGGUGCACGGUAGUUUACAACAAAAGUAG
Molecule: messenger RNA, 906 nt
Organism: Phyllotreta striolata
Lineage: Eukaryota; Metazoa; Arthropoda; Insecta; Coleoptera; Chrysomelidae
Source: the annotation of a GenBank genome assembly